AUGGUUGUGGUAUUGCUAAAUUCAGAAGUGAGAUCAUUUCUUAUUGGGCAACGAUCGAAAAGCCAUGGACCAUCGACAAAUCGGGCAACGGCGAAUUAA
Messenger RNA from Caenorhabditis briggsae, 99 nucleotides. It is a transcript of the gene Cbr-srx-64, whose product is annotated as Protein CBR-SRX-64. Bases 1 to 99 code for a protein of 32 amino acids. The record is from RefSeq and is a predicted model, not a curated record. Lineage: Eukaryota; Metazoa; Nematoda; Chromadorea; Rhabditida; Rhabditidae. The transcript has a single exon.